AUGAUGGAAUCGAAAGAGGUGAUUGUACAGGUCAAGAACCUAGAAAAAUCCAAGACAAAUGAUGAAGUAGUGCUCCACAUUUUGCAGGCACUGGAUAAAGAAGUGGUCCCCACUGAAAAACUACUCAGAGAGACUAAAGUAGGUGUCGAAGUGAACAAGUUCAAGAAGUCCAGUAAUCCUGAGAUUGCCAAAUUGGUUAAGAAGAUGAUUACAUCGUGGAAGGAUGCGAUUAAUAGGAGCAAGAAAGCCAAACAACCCCAGCAACAACAGCAACAACCCCAGCCACAACAACCGUCACAGCAUUCUAGCGCAGAACCAAAAAAACACGAUAAAUUCUCUUCGACAAAACCGAGAAACAGCAGAAACGACGGCGUCGAUACAAAUAUCUACAACCACAAGCUCCGUGAUAUGGUUAUUCGAGCCAUGUACGAUGCACUUGCCAAGGACAGCGAACACCCACCAAAAUCGAUCCUACAAACGGCCAAAGCUGUGGAAGAAGAGAUGCACAAGCUCAACAACUGCGAUGGCAGCGAAAAGGCCUACAAGGACAAAUAUCGUAUCAUUUACUCUAACAUUAUCUCAAAAAACAACCCGGACCUUAAACAUAAGAUUACCAGCGGUGAUGUCUCGCCCUUCUACCUGGUCAAUUGCGAUCCUAAGGAGCUAGCACCAGAGCACUUACGUCGUAAGCUCGAAGAAAUCGCAAAACAGAACCUUUUCAACGCCCAAGGUGCUACAGUGGAAAGAUCGGUCACCGACAGAUUCACUUGCGGUAAGUGUAAAGAGAAAAAGGUCUCUUACUAUCAAUUACAGACAAGAUCCGCAGAUGAACCUCUCACGACUUUUUGUACUUGCGAAGUUUGCGGUAACAGGUGGAAAUUCUCAUAA
Molecule: messenger RNA, 888 nt
Organism: Torulaspora delbrueckii
Lineage: Eukaryota; Fungi; Ascomycota; Saccharomycetes; Saccharomycetales; Saccharomycetaceae
Gene: DST1
Product: transcription elongation factor DST1
Exons: 1
Coding region: 1-888 (295 amino acids)
Biological process (GO): transcription elongation by RNA polymerase I; regulation of mRNA 3'-end processing; DNA-templated transcription
Cellular component (GO): nucleus
Molecular function (GO): RNA polymerase II transcription regulatory region sequence-specific DNA binding; zinc ion binding
Source: RefSeq, a predicted model, not a curated record